GUUACCUUCUAUACAUGCACAACCAUACACAUAAUGUUUAGUUGAUAAUAUAAAUACAUCUAUGCAAAACUCAUAUAUAAUACACGUAUUUGUUUGUGAUCAAUAGAAAGUGAAUUCAUUUCUGGUUUAAAAUAUUGUAAAUUCUUUAUUGUUUAUCUGUUAUUAGUUAGUUACUUGUUUGUUUUUUAUAUGGCGGUAAUAAAUUCACAUAUGAAGUUGAAAACAUUAUCAAUGUUGAAUAUAUAAAAUAAAAAUCGACAACUAUAUGAAAAUCAAAUUAAUUUCACUCCUAAAUCUCAUAUUUUCACAAUGAAUUCAUCACAAAUUACAACAAUGAUACAUUCAUAUCGUUUACCAAUGUUUCCUACAUUAUUACCAAAAUUAGAAACAAAUCAAAAUUAUUAUAAUUUAGAAGAAAAUCAAUAUAAUAAUAAUAAUAAUAAUAUUGAUGAUAGUGAUUCAUAUAAAUCACAUAUUACAUUAGAAUCAAUAACUAAUAAUUCAAAUAAAAUAAUUCAAUUAAAAAAUAUUCAAUCAAUCAAUAAUUAUUUAUUACCAAAAUAUGAAAUAAUCAAUAAAAAAGAAAAAAAUAAUUUUGAAAAUAAAAUAAAUAAUAAAGAAAAAUAUAAAUUUAUGAAAAAAGAGGAAAUACAAAAUAUAAAUGAAUGGGAAUUAGAUGAAAUGAAAACAAAAACUAAUCUUUCUAUUCGUAUUAAACAUAUUAAUGAAUUAUUUUGUGAAGUAACUAGGAAAAUGUAUUGUUUAAGCGAAGAAAACGGAUCAUUAAUGAAUAAUUUAUUCAAAGCAACAGAACAUUUAAAAUAUUUAAAAAAUAUUUUAAAUAAUGGUCAAGAGCAUCGUUCAACAUUUCAAUAUAAUUAUCAAAUUGAUUCAGUUAAUCAAAUUGAAAAUUCAUCCCAUAAACCUAACAACUGUUAUUCUCCAACUAGACAUUGUAUUUCUCCUCAUCAAAUUAUUAAUGAUGAUUUCAAUAUUCAUAGAUUAAAAUUAAAAACUGGAAGUUUACAUGAAAAUUUAUUUUCAUUUUCUCAACCAAACUUAAAUCAAGAUAUCAAUAACUGUAAUCUUUCAGAGAAAUAUAAUACUGACAAUGGUACUCAUAUCGAUCAUCAUCAGUAUCAUAAUAAUAACAGUGAUAACAAUAAAUGUAAUAAAUAUACAGAGAAGACACGUUUGGAUAUAUAUAAAACAAAAGUUAUGAACACUAAUGAACAUUAUGUACAGAAGAUCGGUGACAAAUUACUUCAGCAUUCACAAACUAGUAGAAUUUCGCAAAUAUUUACCAAAGCAAAUCACUUUUCAACGAUCAAUUUAACAACUUCAUUAUUUCGUAGUGCUUCGAAGGAAAGAUCUAAAAGAAAACUUAUAUAAUCACAAUUUAAUCUGCUUAAUCAUUUUGAUUUUUUCUCUUUCCAUUGUAACUGUUUCCGCUUUUUCCUACUUAAAGUAUAAACAUUGGAGAUCUUAGUAGAUUUAAGUUAAUAAUUUGAGGUAAGUGUAGUCGACUCAUAAAACUGUUGAGAGAAUGUCGACUGGAAGAGAACAAUAUUUUUUGGUGGCUUCAAAUAGAAAGUUCAAAUAGACGACUGUAAAAACAAAAGCGAAUAAUAUAUUCUAUUUAAACUAUUUAUUACUACAUGUAAAAAUGAGAAGAAAUUUUUGUACGAAUUUCGCAUUUUUUUGUUUCAAACAUUGCUCGAUUUCUGAUUGUAAACACAUGAAAGUGAAAAUAAUAACACUUGUUUCAACCUA
Molecule: messenger RNA, 1773 nt
Organism: Schistosoma margrebowiei
Lineage: Eukaryota; Metazoa; Platyhelminthes; Trematoda; Strigeidida; Schistosomatidae
Source: the annotation of a GenBank genome assembly